GCCGGCGGGGGCGGGGCGGCCGGAGGAGGCGUUGGCAGCGGGCUCGGACCCACGCGGCGCCGCGGCCCGCCUGGCCUGCAGCGCUCCCACCCCCGGCGGCGGCACGAUGCCCUUUGACUUCAGGAGGUUUGACAUCUACAGGAAGGUGCCCAAGGACCUUACGCAGCCAACGUACACCGGGGCCAUUAUCUCCAUCUGCUGCUGCCUCUUCAUCCUCUUCCUCUUCCUCUCGGAGCUCACCGGAUUUAUAACGACAGAAGUUGUGAACGAGCUCUAUGUCGAUGACCCAGACAAGGACAGCGGUGGCAAGAUCGACGUCAGUCUGAACAUCAGUUUACCCAAUCUGCACUGCGAGUUGGUCGGGCUUGACAUUCAGGAUGAGAUGGGCAGGCACGAAGUGGGCCACAUCGACAACUCCAUGAAGAUCCCGCUGAACAAUGGGGCAGGCUGCCGCUUCGAGGGGCAGUUCAGCAUCAACAAGAACCAGGAGCUUCAGAUGCUAAGUCAAGUGGGUGAACGCAGUGCCCUUGGGAGGGCCGAGGCACCCGGUGGCAGCUGGCAGGGUUUUGCUCAGCACGUGCCGGCCUUCCUCGAAGCUCGGUACUGUCACAGUGGAGCCUCUCAACAACGCUGUGAGGCAGCACCAUUUGACAGGUUAGGAUGCUGGGGCCCAGAGAGGUUAAGUGUCUUGCCCGAGGUCACACAGCUAUCCGCAUGUCCCACAACUCCCCUUCCCAGCCCCAGCCAAACUGAGCCACUGGCCACUCCUGGCUUCUCCUUGUCCCUCCUGCAGCCUCUGCUCAGAACGCCCUUCCUCCAGACCCUGACACCUGAGUUGGGGUUGCAAAGUCACUGGCCACAUCCAGCCCAAAGAUAAAUUUUGUUUGUCCAGUAUAGCAUUUAACUGCAUCAGAACCAGUAUGAAAAGAUCAGGAAUCCAGAUUUCUGGCUUUUAAAAGUCAGAGGCUCUCACUACGUUGGGUCCGUGUUCCCGCUAUGACAAUGACCUGGCACCAAUGGGCAGUGUUCCCCUUUAGAGAGGGUGUGUGCUGUCCCUUCCCACAGUCCCUGGCAGGCGGCUGGAAGGCCAGGCCUGGUCAUCUGUCAAGCAGGGUGGACUUCUUACGUGACAGUUCAGGGCUCCCUUAAGUGCUAAAGCAGAAGCUGCAAGGCUUUCUUAAGGUUUCGAGUGUUGCUGGGAGAAAUCUGCUGCAUGUUGUGGGUUAAAGGGAGUCUCGCACCAGCCCAGGCCCUCAGGAGGAGGAGAUACCAGGAGGCAGGGAUGCUGGGGGUCGUGGUUCACUGGGGGCUCUCUCUGCCCAUGAGCUGCCACACAGCACCUUUGCCAUGCCCCGUAAUUUGGAUUUUAUGGUGGUUGUGAUGGAAAGCCAUUUGAGGGUUUUGAACAGGGAGGCAAUGUAAUCAGAUUUAUGCCUUAGAACUGGACUAUCCAAUAGGUUGCCACCAGCCACAUAAGGCUAUUUAAAUUAAUUCAAAUUAAAUAAAAUGUACAAUUCAGUCACUCAUUCUCAUCAACCACAUUUCAAGUGCUCAAAGCCACGUGCUGGCUAGGGGCCACAGCGUUAGAUAGUGCAGAGAGAAAGCACUUCCAUCGCUGAGGAAAGUUCUGCUGGACCGCACACCCUUAGAAGGAUGGCUCUGGUGGCCGGGCGCGGUGGCUCAAACCUGUAAUCCCAGCACUUUGGGAGGCCGAGGUGGGUGGAUCACGAGGUCAGGAGAUCGAGACCAUCCCGGCCAACAUGGUGAAACCCUGCCUCUACUAAAAAUACCAAAAAAACCAAAAUUAUCCGGGCGUGGUGGCAGGCACCUGUAGUCCCAGCUACUCAGGAGGCUGAGGCGGGAGAAUGGCAUGAACCCGGGAGGUGGAGCUUGCAGUGAGCCAAGAUCGCACCGCUGCACUCCAGUCUGGGUGACAGAGUGAGACUCCAUCUCAAAACAAACAAAAAAAGGAUGGGGCUGGGCUGGAGAGGGUGGCAGGCAGUGGUUGUGGCAGUGGAGCUGGGGAGAUGUGGUCGGAUUAGGGAGGUAGAAUCAAUAAGACUCAAUGAAGAAUCGGAUGUGGGGGUAAGGGCACAUGUGGAAGCAAAGAAACCUUUGACAUCUUUGUCUUGACAACCGGGUGGUCCUGUUUCUAGACAUGGAAGCUUAGAAAAGCCUGGAUUCUGUGGGAAGUAGGUAGGGCUGGGCAUUGGUCAUUCCACUCUGGUUUCCUUUGGGGUUCCCAUUAGGUGUCUACAGGGAGAGGUGAAAUUGGAAGUUGGAGGUGUGGAGAGUUCAGGAGAGGGUUCUGGACCACAGAUGUUGAGGUGGGAGUCAUCAGUGAAUAGAUGAUGUUGGAAGUCAUGGGUCCUCAGAGUGGGGGCUCCUUAAGCCUCCAGGCCAGCAGCAUCAGCAUCACCUGGGAGAUUGUUAGGAAUGCAGAUUCUCAGGCCCCCCUAAGACCCACCGACUCUGUGCUAGAACAAGCGCCCCUCAGAGAUUCUGAUGCCACUGAAGUUUGAGGAGCAUUGGUUUAAGCAAGAUUACCUACGGAGAGGCUGUAGAUCCGUGUUCUAAACCUGGGGUCCACAGACACCCCCAAGAAGAGCGGAUUGAAUGCAAGAGAUCUAUGAAGUUGGAUGGGGGAAAAAUUGACAUCUUUAUUUUUGCUAAACUCGAUCUAAAGUUUAGCAUUUCCAUCUGCGAUGAACGUAGGCCACAAACCACAAUAGUAUUAGCAGUGCCUGGGACCUCCUCAACAACAGAAAUUGCCGAUAUUUAUAGCACGUUACAGUUGUUGCAGAUAAUUUCCAGAGACUGUUUAUAUGCACCACUGUUUUAAAAUUACGGUGAUUGGCCAGGUGCAGUGGCUCACACCUGUAAUCCCAGCGCUUUGGGAGGCCAAGGUGGGUGGAUCACUUGAGGAGUUCAAGACCAGCCUGGUCAACAUGUCAAAACCCUGU
This is a messenger RNA of Pan troglodytes (chimpanzee), 2963 nucleotides long. It is a transcript of the gene ERGIC1, whose product is annotated as endoplasmic reticulum-golgi intermediate compartment 1. Lineage: Eukaryota; Metazoa; Chordata; Mammalia; Primates; Hominidae. The record is from RefSeq and is a predicted model, not a curated record. Bases 107 to 877 code for a protein of 256 amino acids. The transcript has 6 exons. Gene Ontology annotation, biological process: endoplasmic reticulum to Golgi vesicle-mediated transport; retrograde vesicle-mediated transport, Golgi to endoplasmic reticulum. Gene Ontology annotation, cellular component: endoplasmic reticulum; COPII-coated ER to Golgi transport vesicle; endoplasmic reticulum membrane.